ACACGUCUUUAAGUUGGGUGUUUUGAUAAAUCGCAGCUCGCUCGCUCCUUCACAUUAACUCCUGAGCACCGGUGUUUCCCACAGCACUUCUACACGCAGCAUUAGAGCAACACAACUCGACAACCAGAGUCAGAGCAAACAAGCAGCGAUGAAACGUCCCGGGAUCGUGUCCUCAGUGAUUCUCACCGCAGCUGCUCUGCUCGUCUGCCUGUGUUCAGUCAGAGGCAACUACUGUGAGGUGAACCAUUGCCACAAUGCAGGAACAUGUGUGACAGAUGUCGGAGAUGAUCCCUUCAUCUGCAUCUGUGCGGAUGGAUUCGGCGGAGACACCUGUAACCUGACAGAGACAGGACCCUGCAUCCCGAACCCCUGUAAAAACGAUGGGUCGUGCGAGAUCAUAACUCCGACCAGACGAGGAGACGUGUUCAACGAGUACAUCUGCAAGUGCCAGCCGAGCUUCGAGGGAGCGCACUGCCAGACCAAUGUGAAUGACUGUGCCAAGCAGCCCUGUAAGAAUGGGGGGGUGUGCAGAGAUCUGGAAGGGGACUACACCUGCCAGUGCCCCUCACCCUACGUCGGGAAGCAGUGCCAGCAACGUUGCAUUUCCCUGCUGGGGAUGGAGGGAGGUGCAAUCGUGGAGUCCCAGAUUUCUGCUUCCUCCGUGCACUACGGCAUUCUGGGUCUCCAGCGCUGGGGCCCGGAGCUGGCUCGGCUGAACAACCACGGCCUCGUCAACGCCUGGACGUCAGACGCCCACGACAGGAACCCCUGGAUCGAGAUUAACAUGCAGAAGAAGAUGCGUCUGACGGGCAUCAUCACUCAGGGCGCCAGUCGCCUGGGCACAGCUGAGUACAUCAAGGCCUUCAAGGUGGCGAGCAGCUUCGAUGGAAACACCUUCACCUCACACAGACUGGACGGCCAACGCAGAGACAAGGUCUUUGUGGGCAACACAGACAACGAAGGCACCAAGACAAACCUUUUCAACCCUCCAAUCGUGGCCCAGUACAUCCGCAUCAUCCCUGUGGUCUGCCGCAGGGCGUGCACGCUGCGCAUGGAGCUGGUCGGCUGUGAGCUCAACGGUUGUUCAGAGCCUCGGGGGAUGAAGUCUCGCCUCAUCUCAGACGAGCAGCUGUCGGCCAGCAGCUCGUACAGCACGUGGGGCAUCGACACCUUCACGUGGCACCCGCAGUACGCCCGGCUGGACAAGCAGGGCAAGACCAACGCCUGGUCCCCGGCCCACAACAACCGCUCAGAGUGGAUCCAGGUCGAUCUGCAGAAGACCACGCGUCUCACAGGCAUCAUCACUCAGGGGGCGAAGGACUUCGGGGUGGUGCAGUUUGUGUCGGUGUUUCAAGUGUCUUACAGUAACGAUGGAGAGUCGUGGGACACGGUGAAGGACGAGAACACCGGCGAUGAUAUGCUUUUCCAAGGCAACAUCGACAACAACUCCCACAAGAAGAAUCUGUUCGAGCCCCCGUUCUACGCCCGGUACGUCCGGGUCGUCCCCUGGGAGUGGCACGAGCGCAUCGCUCUACGCAUGGAGCUGCUGGGCUGCGAUGACUAGAAACUCAUCAACCACCACUUAACUGUGCUCCGUGCUCCUCCACCGGCUCCUCCACCGGCUCCUCCACCGGCUCCUCCUCCGGCUCCUCCACCGGCUCCUCCUCCGCUGACCCCGGAGGAGACUUUGCAUUGGGUGGAGAUUGUGUUCCCUGAAUAGCUUGGACUCUAACACUCGUAGCACUUUUUGACUAGUGACUUUUUUUAUGGUUUAUAUUAAUACAAGCUCGUACAUAAGUGCUCGCAGAGGGGCCGUCUGUUGAGUGUCUGUGGUAUCAGUAGCUUUUGAUAGAAUAUGAAUGAAAAUUUGCACAGAUUUGCUCUUUGUACUCUUCACAUGUUGUAAGAAUCCAGGUAGAUUUCAGCCGCCUCUCGGGUCUGGAGACGUGAUCAUCGUGCUCUUCACCUCUUCAGUUCUGCUAAACUGACCCUCACCUGUGACAAACAUCCUCUCCACCUUAUUCACUCUGUUGUCCUGAUGCUGUUUUGUUAUUCCAGCCCACACUAGCAUUAUAACACAGGGUCUGUGCAAUAUUUAGUUUAUUUUGCCAUUUUUAAAUAUCCGGGAAAAGAAAAUGUGUCCAGGAUUAGAGAAUUAAAAAUAUUUAAAUCUGAUUUGCAGCACACAGAUGGAGCCAAUCAAUUGAUCUAACUAAAAAAUAUCAUGGGCUUUUUGCAGUAGGUUUUUCAUGUGAUGUUGAAUUUUUUUACACAUUUUAACAGUUUUAUUUGCUUCAGUCUUUCAUGUAAUUUAAUUAUAAUUUAAUCCUUUUUACAACAAAUGUGAAAUAUGUAGAAAAAUGUCUUGAAAUAAGCAUAUUUUGCAUUAUUUGUUUUUCAAUUCGCCAUUGUUCUUGAACUAAGACUGUUUAUUAAAUGUUACAAGAAAAUAGACUUUGAUAUGCUUUCAUAUACUGAAUGAUUUACCUAAUGAUCCUUAUAAAGUCAAAGAUCGUUUAUCAUCUUGAAGUUGUUUCUGCGUCUAAAAUAUGAUGAUAUAAUUAUUCUAGGUUGCUAUUCCAACUAAAGAUUAACUCAGUAUUAAAUGGAUUCUGCUAAAGAAGAAUAAGUUUGUUAAUCGAACUGAAAUUAUUAAAGAUUUGGAUUUUCUAUAGAAGGAGUAAAAUUAUCAUACGUGUUCUUUAGGAAUUUAACGGGGGCCUGGAUUCAGAGCACGUGCUGAGGAGCUGUUCUGAGUUACAAGUUCCUGAUUGUGUAAAUUUGCUGCAACAUCACAAUUUGAGGGACUCGGGCGAUAGACCGGCUGUCGCUUGGAUGCUGGUUUCCUGCACAAAGCCCACACUCUGCAGUUAAUGAGAGUAAUGACACACUGUUAGCCCCUCAUCUGGCUGCUCAGAUCCCAGACCUGCUGUGACUGGCCCCGGGCUUCAGCUUUCAUCUGUGUAAGACUGCGCCCGGCGUAUGUAGACGUGCAUUUUGUGUAUGUUUCACAGCGGGUUUCAAAUAAAAGAUGAUUGCAGGAAAACACAGCAGCAAACAUCUGCUUUCAGAGAGUUAAGGAAGGAUGUAAAGAGGUUUGUCGCCCAAGAAAUCCUUCCACACAAUAUGAGCCUUUUUCUUCUGGUUAAAACUACUGGGAUUUAAGUCCUUUAUGUUUAUAGGAAUAUAAACAUAAAGUCAUUGUAAGUCACUUUUAUUAAAUCAUAAUUAAACAUCCCUUCAUGCUACCAUGCUACCAUGCAGAUUUAACAGCCUUUACUGUACUGUGUUGGGAAAGAAAGAACGUUAAUGGUUUAGUAGAAAUAACAUGAUAGCGUUGCUGAGACUCAAAGAAGUCUUUCAGUAAAAUAAUUUGCCUGUUACAUUUUUUAUUUUACAGUUCUACAGUUAAUACAAAUGGAUAUUGGAGGGAAACUCUAAUUUAAAUGUAAUAAUCUUCUCUGAUGUGUAAAAGAUUAAAUAAAAAACAUGCUUUCCCAUCUUAA
Molecule: messenger RNA, 3506 nt
Organism: Pleuronectes platessa (European plaice)
Lineage: Eukaryota; Metazoa; Chordata; Actinopteri; Pleuronectiformes; Pleuronectidae
Product: EGF-like repeat and discoidin I-like domain-containing protein 3
Exons: 10
Coding region: 149-1564 (471 amino acids)
Molecular function (GO): calcium ion binding
Source: RefSeq, a predicted model, not a curated record